Molecule: messenger RNA, 1968 nt
Organism: Epithele typhae
Lineage: Eukaryota; Fungi; Basidiomycota; Agaricomycetes; Polyporales; Epitheliaceae
Product: glycyl-tRNA synthetase
Exons: 9
Coding region: 1-1968 (655 amino acids)
Biological process (GO): mitochondrial glycyl-tRNA aminoacylation
Cellular component (GO): mitochondrion; cytoplasm
Molecular function (GO): glycine-tRNA ligase activity; ATP binding
Source: RefSeq, a predicted model, not a curated record
AUGGCUACCACCCAGGUCAACAAGACUGCUCAUCCAUUUGACAAGCCGCGCUUCGAGGCGUUGCUCAAUCGUCGCUUCUUCUAUGCACCGGCCUUUGAGAUCUAUGGCGGCGUCGCCGGUCUGUAUGACUACGGUCCUCCGGGCUCUGCUCUCCAGAGCAACAUCAUCACGGAAUGGCGCAAACACUUCAUUGUCGAGGAGCUCAUGCUCGAAGUGGACACGACCGUCAUGACUCCCGCCCCUGUAUUCGAGACCUCCGGUCACGUUGCGCGAUUCGCCGACUGGAUGGUCAAGGAUCUGAAGACAGGCGAGGUUCUUCGCGCCGAUCAUCUAGUGAAGAACGUGUUCGAGGCGCGGCUAGCCGGGGACAAGGAAGCGCGAGGGCUUGCGGCGCAACCUGUCAAGGAAGACGAGAAGAAGAAGAGGAAGAAGGACAAGGGGAAGGCGGUCGCCGUCAAGCUCGAGGAUACCGUAGUAGCGGAAUAUGAGAACAUUCUAGCCCAACUGGACAACUACUCCGGUCCGGAGCUUGGCGAGCUCUGCAAGAAGUACAACAUCCGGAACCCUGAUACCGACAACGAAGUCUCUGAACCCGUCCAGUUCAACCUGAUGUUUGCGAGCAGCAUCGGCCCCACCGGCCAACACCCCGGUUUCCUUAGGCCAGAGACGGCGCAAGGCCAUUUCCUUAACUUCUCGCGUCUCCUUGAGUACAACAACGGGCGCGUUCCCUUCGCGUCUGCACAGAUCGGUCGCUCCUUCCGCAACGAGAUUUCACCCCGCGCAGGUCUCCUUCGCGUACGCGAGUUCACCAUGGCCGAGAUUGAGCACUUCGUCGAUCCUGAAGACAAGUCGCACGAACGAUUUGUCGACGUACGCGACGUAGAACUCAAUCUUCUUGACCGGCAUACACAGUCGGCUGGGAGCACCAAGGUCACAAGAAUGAAAAUCGGUGAUGCGGUCGACAAAGGGGUUGUCGCCAACGAGACUCUCGGCUACUUCAUUGCUCGUAUCCACCUGUUCCUGCUCAAGAUUGGUAUCAACCGAGACCGGCUCCGCUUCCGCCAGCACAUGUCCAACGAGAUGGCGCACUACGCGACAGAUUGCUGGGACGCCGAGAUCCAGAACUCGUAUGGCUGGACUGAGUGCGUGGGCUGCGCGGACCGCGCAGCGUACGACCUCACCGUGCACAUGGCGAAGACCGGUCACCCUCUGGUUGUCCGCCAAGCUCUUAAGGAGCCAAUAAUCACGGAGAAGCUGACGCCCGAAUACAACAAGAAGAACUUUGGUAAGACGUUCGGGAAGGACACCGCCUCGAUCCAGACGAUUAUAGAUGCCAUGGACGAGGCCGCUCUAGCCAAGAUGCAGGGCGAGCUCGCGCAAGGGGCGACUACUGUAACCGACACCGAAGGCAAGGUGUUCCCGCUGACCGCUGACCAUCUGAUCAUCGAGCGGAAGACGUUCAAGCAGUCGGUCCGCGAGUUUACUCCGAACGUCAUUGAGCCAUCGUUCGGUCUGGGCCGUAUCUUGUACGCGCUGCUCGAGCACAGCUUCUGGAGCCGAGAACAAGAUGUAGAGCGCGGGGUGCUCUCGCUCCCACCUGUCAUCGCCCCUACGAAAGUUCUCAUCGUUCCGCUGAGCGCGAGGCCAGAGUUUGAGCCGCUCAUCCGCGAAGUCUCGACGAAAUUACGCAAGGCGGGCAUCUUCUCGCGCGUGGACGAUUCGAAUCAGUCGAUUGGCAAGCGCUACUCGCGCAACGACGAGCUGGGCACACCCUAUGGCCUCACGCUUGACUUCGCUUCCGUUCAGAAGCGGACCAUGACCCUGAGAGAACGCGACACCACGACGCAGCUCAUCGGGGACAUGGACGAGGUGUUGAACACCGUCAUCGAGCUCGUCGACGGCACGAUCGACUGGCCCGCGGCGUGCGCCCGGCUCCCGGCGUACGACGGCGUCCAGGCCCUCGAGUGA